This is a messenger RNA of Cryptomeria japonica (Japanese cedar), 3032 nucleotides long. Its product is annotated as DNA replication licensing factor MCM6. The transcript is spliced from 18 exons. Bases 100 to 2616 code for a protein of 838 amino acids. The record is from RefSeq and is a predicted model, not a curated record. Gene Ontology annotation, molecular function: ATP binding; single-stranded DNA binding; single-stranded 3'-5' DNA helicase activity. Gene Ontology annotation, cellular component: nucleus; MCM complex. Gene Ontology annotation, biological process: DNA replication initiation; double-strand break repair via break-induced replication; mitotic DNA replication. Lineage: Eukaryota; Viridiplantae; Streptophyta; Pinopsida; Cupressales; Cupressaceae.
CUCAAAUCUAGGCGAGCUCACAGUCUAUGCCAUUCCAAGUUACCUCCCUUUUGCGUUUCAUUGCUGGUUUUGAUCAAUCUUCUCUCCACCCAUCAAGAAAUGGAAGGAUUUGGUGGAGAUCCAAAGGCUCAAUGGGCCGAAAAUCUCUUCUUAGAGUUUCUUAACACGUUUUCAGUGGAUAUGGGUGUCUCUGCCGUGAGUGGAGAAGUUUCUGGGAGACAGAAGUUAUACGAGGCAGAGCUGGAAUCAAUGAGAGCCAGAGAGUCUACCACUUUAUAUGUCGAUUUCAGCCAUGUCAUGCAGUUUGAUGACACCCUGCAGCAGGCCAUUUCUGACGAGUUUCUAAGGUUUGAGCCAUAUCUGAGAAAUGCAUGCAAGAGAUUUGUAAUCCAGCAUAGACCUACUUACAUAACAGACGAUGAUCCCAACAAGGAUGUAAAUCUAGCAUUCUACAAUAUUCCUACUCUGAGAAGGCUGAGAGAUCUAACUACUGGUGAAAUUGGGAAACUAGUAGCUGUAAGUGGAGUAGUAACUCGAACAAGUGAGGUGCGACCUGAGCUCUUACAGGGGACUUUUAAGUGUCUGGAUUGUGGAGGAGUGAUCAAGAAUGUUGAACAACAAUUUAAGUAUACACAGCCUGUCAUUUGUGUAAAUGCUACCUGUGCAAAUCGGGACCGAUGGGCCCUUCUUCGUCAAGAAAGCAAGUUUGCAGAUUGGCAGAGAGUUAGGAUGCAAGAAACCUCUAAAGAGAUACCUGCAGGGUCUCUUCCACGGUCCUUAGAUGUCAUUCUCCGUCACGAGAUUGUAGAGCAGGCAAGAGCUGGUGACAAAGUGAUAUUUACAGGCACAGUUGUUGUCAUACCAGAUGUAUCAGCCUUGGCCUCUCCUGGUGACAGAGCAGAGUCUCGCAGAGAAGGUCCUCAAAACCGAAGUGCUUCUGGUGGGUAUGAAGGAGUUCGUGGGCUUAAAGCUCUUGGUGUGCGAGAUCUUUCCUACCGUUUAGCAUUUAUUGCCAAUUCAGUUCAGUUGCAUGACAAGAAAAGAGGUUUUGAUUUCAGAGGAGCGAAAAAGGAUGGUGAGGAGGAUGAUACACCCCACUUCACGAUGGAAGAACGUGAUGAGAUACAGCAAAUGAGAAGCACCAUGGAUUUCUUUAAUAAAUUGGUAGAAAGUCUUGCACCGACUGUGUUUGGCCAUCAAGAGAUCAAGCGAGCUCUGUUGCUUAUGCUAAUAGGUGGUGUGCAUAAGCAGACUCAUGAGGGCAUCAAUCUCAGAGGGGACAUCAAUGUGUGCAUUGUUGGAGAUCCCAGUUGUGCCAAAUCACAGUUCCUCAAGUAUGCAUCAAGCAUUGUGCCUAGGGCUGUGUACACCUCUGGUAAAUCAUCAUCUGCUGCUGGGUUAACUGCCACAGUUGUGAAAGAGCCAGAAACUGGAGAGUUCUGCAUUGAGGCUGGAGCUCUGAUGCUGGCUGACAAUGGAAUUUGCUGCAUAGAUGAAUUUGAUAAAAUGGAUGUCAAGGAUCAGGUUGCAAUUCAUGAAGCCAUGGAACAACAGACAAUAAGUAUUACCAAAGCAGGCAUUCAAGCAACAUUAAAUGCUCGCACCUCAAUUUUAGCAGCUGCAAAUCCUACUGGUGGACGUUAUGACAAAUCAAAGCCCCUAAAGUACAAUGUAGCACUUCCUCCACCCAUUCUAUCCAGGUUUGACCUGAUAUAUGUGAUGAUAGAUGAGCCUGAUGAUCAAAUAGAUCACCAUAUUGCAGAUCAUAUUGUUAGAGUUCACCAAAAGCAUGAGGAGGCUUUGUCUCCAUCAUUUACCACUGCACAAAUUCAGCGCUACAUUGCUUAUGCGAAGACAGUAAAACCCACUUUGGGUCCUGAAGCAAGAAAGGUUCUAGUGGAUGCAUAUGUAUCCCUAAGACGAGAUGAUGCUGCACCUGGUAGUCGGGCUGCGUACAGAAUCACAGUGAGACAAUUGGAAGCUUUGAUAAGAUUAUCUGAGGCCAUUGCUCGUGUUCACCUAGAGUCCGAGGUGCGGCCAGCCCAUGUUCAUAUGGCAACAAGACUUAUAAACACGUCCAUAAUCAGUGUUGAUUCAAAGGAGAUUGAUCUGGCUGAUUUUCAAGAUGAUGACAACAAUAAUGAGCAACAGCCAGGUUCUGUAGCCCAGGAAGACCAACAAGAAACAAGGGAUAAUCAAGCUCCAGAAGGGGCAGCAGCACCAGCAGCAGAAGCUGGCGACCAACCAAAGCAGAAAAUGACAGUAACAUAUGAGCACUUCCAGAAGGUUACUCGGGCGCUUGUCAUGCGACUAAGACAACAUGAAGAAUCUGUUAAAGAUGAUGGUGGCUUGGCAGGUCUAAAACAAAAAGAUUUAGUCAAAUGGUACAUUGAAGAUCUGAACGCAGAGAGAGUUUUUGAUACCAUCAGUGCAUUGUACGAAGAGGUGAAAUGCGUGAAGUCUAUUAUACAGCAUUUGAUAAAUAGAGAGGGGGUCCUCUUGGUUCUGGAUGAUGGACCAGAGGGUCCACCAACAACUGGGGCUGAAGCUUCCGCCCAGUCAAAGCACAAUGAUGAGAGGAUAUUAGCAGUAAAUCCCAACUAUGUCUUGGAGUAGAUACCACCCUAUAUCAAGUGCAGAAUGAAUUCUCAAGUGAAGCAAAUAUUCAACCAAAGCUUCUUGCCUCAAUGGAGUUUCAUUUUACAAUGCAAGCAAUGGUGAAAGCAUAGAAACAGUUUUGUACUGUUUCAAAUUAUGAUUUUAGAUAAAACCUCAAGUGUGUACAUUCUCUUAUGGAAGGGAUUGUGUGGCACAUGGUCUCUUGUUCGAAUUCUUUCCCUAGAGAAGUUCGAGCAAAACCUAUCUGUACAAUGUUUUAUAGGCCUCGAGAGAUUUUCAAUUUUCCGGACAAGUACCCAGGUGACAUCUCUAUGUAGAGGGGGAGAAGCAGAUUCAAAGCAUCUACCCCCACAAAUUUAAUCAAGUUUUGAUGCUAUUUGAAAUAUAUCUAUUUUAGUAAGCUUUAAAUUUAA